Messenger RNA from Cheilinus undulatus (humphead wrasse), 1930 nucleotides. It is a transcript of the gene lipib, whose product is annotated as lipase, member Ib. The record is from RefSeq and is a predicted model, not a curated record. Bases 55 to 1425 code for a protein of 456 amino acids. NCBI's taxonomy places the organism in Eukaryota, Metazoa, Chordata, Actinopteri, Labriformes, Labridae. Gene Ontology annotation, biological process: lipid metabolic process. The transcript has 10 exons. Gene Ontology annotation, molecular function: lipase activity; carboxylic ester hydrolase activity.
UCUCUGACUCUUUACCUCGAUCAUUCCCUUGUCGUCUCUGAAGCUGGAGGAAGGAUGCUGCCUCGCAGGCUCCUGGCUCUGCUGGGACUCCUGGUGCUCUGCAAAGGUCAGGAGGAGAACGGGGCGGAUGAGUCCUGUGAUAACUUCACAGACUUAAACCUGUCGCACUGUUUCAUGGGAACCAGCCUGUACGUCCGCCUGCUGCUCUACACCCGGUACAACCUCGACUGUGGCCGAGAGCUCAACCACCACCACCUUUCCUCUCAGCCGCUCCUCAGGCUUCACCUUCCCACUGUCUUUGUCAUCCAUGGAUAUCGUCCUACGGGGGCGCCCCCCAUCUGGAUUGACCACAUCGUCCACCUGCUGGCCGAGCAGGAAGACAUGAACAUCAUCGUGGUGGACUGGAACAAAGGGGCCGCCAACCUCAACUACUUCACCGCUGUGACCUACACCAGAGAUGCUGCACACAACCUGACGGGUUUCAUCAUGACCAUGGAGGAUGAAGGAGCCUCUCUGAGCUCGGUUCACCUCAUCGGUGUGAGUCUGGGAGCUCACCUGGCUGGAUUCGUAGGAGCAAACCUGAAAGGAAGGAUCGGACGUAUCACAGGUCUGGACCCAGCAGGUCCGAUGUUCACCAGUGCUGCAGAAGAGGAGAGGCUCGACCCCUCAGACGCCAUGUUUGUGGACGUUCUUCACACCGACAUGAACUCUUUUGGGCUGAGAGGAACUCAUGGUCAUAUUGACUUUUAUGCAAAUGGAGGAGCUGACCAACCAGGGUGUCCUAAAACCAUCUUUUCAGGUAAAUCCUACUUUGUGUGUGAUCACCAGCGCUCCGUGUUCCUUUUCCUGUGCUCUCUAAACCGGACCUGCAGCCUCACUGGUUACCCCUGCUCGUCCUACAAUGACUUCCUGGAUGCCCGCUGUCUGCAGUGUGAGGCCUUCAAACCUGCGCCCUGUCCCGUGCUAGGUUACGACAUGAGCCGGUGGAGAGAAGCUCUGCUGCAGCUCGGACAGACCAAAGUCUUCUUCAGCACCACAGCCACGCUGCCCUACAGGAAGCUGAGCUACAGAGUGGAUAUGGUCACCUGGAAUCAGUACCUCCGCUGGGGUGUCGUCUACAUCCGGCUGCACAGCGGUAGAAACUUCACUGAGGCUCGAAUAGACCAUAAGCUGCUGAGGUUCGAGCAGUACACCUCCACUCGGCUGCUGGCUCAGUUCGACGAUGAUCUGCAGCAGGUUCAGAAAAUCUCCCUGAGGAUCAACACGGGUAACGUGAUUGGACCUCGGUACAAAAUCAGACUGCUGAGGAUCCGCUUCACUCCACUGGAUCGCCCUGAGAGGCCUGUGAUGUGCCGUUACGACAUCAUCAUGGAGGAGAACAUGGAGGUUGCUUUUCGACCUUUACCCUGUGGCUCUCGACUUUGACUCGCAGACAGGACCCUCCUCCUCUUCCUCAUUUUUUUCUUCUUCUAUGGAGUCACAUCCAGCGGAGGGUCUCCUGGACCCUGGUUUGACUUCCACAGGAGUGGCUGCAGCCUCCACCCUGGAUUAUGAAGACAAUUUGGCUGAUGUUGUGGAUUACCUGGGUUUCUGGAGAAUGACCAUGUGGUUAUGGAUAUUUGAAGCCACAGCACUGCUGUUAACGACAGGCUUUUUAUUCUUGACUUAACUGUUAUGAGUCAAACUGUGAGAUCUGGAAACCCAACAAGAUACAAAGCAAGAUAAUGGAAAUGCUGGGACUUCCAUCAUAGUGAAAUUUGGUCUCUGAAUAUCCAUUGUUGUCUCUGGCUGCCUUCUUACUCCAAAUACAGAGCUACCCUUCACUCUAUAGGGCAAAAACUUAUUUCACUUCUCAGCCAAAAUCCAUGAAUGAAGCUUAGCUUGAAUUAGCUCAAAGAGCUGAAACAGCUGUUUUUCUGAACACUUUAAA